Alternaria ethzedia is the source of this 546-nucleotide messenger RNA. RefSeq names its product Arf GTPase arl1 (gene ARL1). Gene Ontology annotation, biological process: vesicle-mediated transport; intracellular protein transport. Bases 1 to 546 code for a protein of 181 amino acids. The transcript is spliced from 4 exons. Lineage: Eukaryota; Fungi; Ascomycota; Dothideomycetes; Pleosporales; Pleosporaceae. The record is from RefSeq and is a predicted model, not a curated record. Gene Ontology annotation, cellular component: cytoplasm; Golgi apparatus. Gene Ontology annotation, molecular function: GTPase activity; GTP binding.
AUGGGCGGCUACUUAUCGACGUUUACAAAGCUGAUAUGGGCGAAGAAGGAGAUACGGAUAUUGAUUCUGGGGCUGGAUAACGCUGGAAAGACGACGCUACUAUACAGACUGAAGAUUGGCGAGGUAGUCACAACGAUACCAACAAUAGGCUUCAACGUCGAAUCCGUCACAUACAAGAACCUCAAUUUCAACGUCUGGGACCUCGGCGGCCAAACCUCCAUCCGCCCCUACUGGCGCUGCUACUACGCCAACACCGCCGCCGUAAUCUUCGUAAUCGACAGCACAGACAUCGAGCGCCUGACCACCGCCAGCGAAGAACUGCGCGCCAUGCUCAACGAAGAAGAGCUGCGCGACGCCGCCCUCCUCGUCUUCGCAAACAAACAAGAUCAACCGGGUGCAAAGGGCGCGGGCGAGAUCAGCGAGGCGCUCAAGUUGGGGGAGCUCAAAGAUAGGAAUUGGAGUAUCGUGGCUUGUAGUGCGGUGGAUGGAAGGGGUGUCCAGGAGGGUAUGGAUUGGCUGGUGGGGAAUGUUGGGGAGCAGAGUUAG